Molecule: messenger RNA, 5700 nt
Organism: Petromyzon marinus (sea lamprey)
Lineage: Eukaryota; Metazoa; Chordata; Hyperoartia; Petromyzontiformes; Petromyzontidae
Gene: WNT11
Product: Wnt family member 11
Biological process (GO): cell fate commitment; neuron differentiation; multicellular organism development
Cellular component (GO): extracellular region
Molecular function (GO): cytokine activity; frizzled binding
Source: RefSeq, a predicted model, not a curated record
UGUGUGUGUGUGAGAGAGAUACAGACACACAAAGGAUGUGUGUGUGAGUGGGUGUGUGUGUGAGCUAAACGAGGCUGGGCUUAUACGAUCAGAUGCCCGGUGUCUAUGCCGUGUCCGCUCGCCCGCUCGCCCGCCUCUCACUCCGCUCUGAGACCUCCGCAGAGCGCCGACAGAAACCACCGCCACGCGCCGUGUCCCUUUAAUUGCCGCUCUUUUAGCCAUUCACACCUCUGCUGACUUCCGAGAUUCUCUGAACGGACGUGGAAUCGGCGGCACCGGUUUAUACAACAACGACGACCCAGAACCGGUUCUCUUUGUAGAACGCACGCGGCUGGUGGCCUAGCGGGACCGAUCGUCUUACGAACCGAACCUAAAAUAACAAGCAGCAGAGCCGCGGAAUUUAGGAUCGAGCAUGUGAACUUGUUUUUCUUCCUUCCUGCCAUUCGCAUCGCGCAAGAAGAUUCACAUCGGCGGCGGCGGCGCACAGCGGCAGUGGCAACAUCAAGAGCAGCGCAGCGUCUUCUUACUGCAUCGCGAGAAAUCGCAGAAGCCGCAAGAGCGCAGAGAAGGGGGUCAUCGGCGCUCGCCCCCCACGCUUUGUGGACUUCUCGCGGUCAAAGCGCGAAUUCGAGUGCGGUGGGGUCUUUGUUGUUGUUGUCGGGGUUUGGACCGGGGGAGCCGCAACCCAGACCCGAGCUAGACCGGGACCAGACCCGAGCUAGACCGGGACCAGACCCGAGCUAGACCGGGACCAGACCCGAGCUAGACCGGGACCAGACCCGAGCUAGACCCGCACCGGAGCAGAUCGGUGGAAAUGAGUUCCCGCAGAGGCUUCGCCUCCUCCUCCACCGGCGCGGUGAGCAUGACGAGCAAGUGCCUCGUGUGGGUCCUCCGCGCCUUGGUGCUUCAAGUGGUCUGCUGCAACGCGAUCCGAUGGCUGGCGAUAUCACGGGUGCCCGUGGAGCAGGUGUGGAACCACACGGGGUUGUGCCGGGGGCUGGGCGGCUUCGUGGGCGAGCAGACGCAGCUGUGCCGGCGCCAGCUAGACGUGGCGCCCGUGCUAGUGCAGGCGGCACGCGACACGCUGCGCGCCUGCACCAAGGCCUUCGCCGACAUGCGCUGGAACUGCUCCACCGCCGAGCGGGCGCCCAAUUUCUCUCCCGACCUCGAGAGGGGCACGCGCGAGUCCGCCUUCGUGUACGCGCUGUCCGCGGCGGCCGCGAGCCACGGGGUGGCGCGGGCCUGCGCCGCCGGCGACCUCGCCUCGUGCUCCUGCGCACCCACGCCCGCCGAGGCCCCCUCGGCCGACUUCCGCUGGGGGGGCUGCGGCGACAACCUGCGGCACGGCCUGGCGGUGGGGGGCCGCUUCGCCGACGCGCCCAUGCGCGCCAAGAAAUCGGCGCGUGGCCAGGUGUCGCGGCUCAUGAACCUGCACAACAACGAGGUCGGCCGGCAGGCUCUCCUCAGCUCGGUGGAGACCAAGUGCAAGUGCCACGGCAUCUCGGGCUCGUGCUCGGUGAAGACGUGCUGGAAGGGCACGCGCGACCUCGCGGCCAUCGCCGCCGAGCUGAAGUCGCGCUACCUCUCGGCCAGCAAGGUGACGCACCGGCACGUGGGCACGCGCCACCAGCUGGUGCCGCGCGACAUGGACAUCCGGCCGGUGCGCGACGACGAGCUGGUGUACACCGUGGGCUCGCCCGACUACUGCGCCGUCAACGAGCGGCUCGGGUCGCCCGGCACGCAGGACAGGCAGUGCAAUAAGACAUCAUCCGGGAGCGACAGCUGCGACCUCAUGUGCUGCGGCCGCGGGUACAACCCGUACUCGGAGACACUGGUGGAGCGCUGCCACUGCAAGUACCACUGGUGCUGCUACGUCACCUGCAAGAAGUGCGAGCGCACCGUGGAGCGAUACGUGUGCAAGUAGUUCCGGCUCGCGUCCAGGCGACGGUGGCUUAAUCGCGCCACGCGUCGACGUCUCGUUCCCGUGAACUCUUUGCCGACCCGUGGGCAACACAAAAACGGUAUCGCUGCGCCGGUGAGGAGGCCGGGGGGGGAGUGGGGGGAGGGGCGGAACUUUGCGGAAGGAACUACUUUAACAAUUCAAUGUUUUGAAGUUUGGGAGAGGAGAAAAGCAAAGGUAAAAAAACGGGACUCGUGUUGCAAGUUUGUUCCGGCUGAAUAAUACAAGAAGAUACCAAACAAUAAUCUGGCGCAGGAAAAAUUGUUAAACGAAUCACGCCCCCCCCCCCCAACGGAAAAAUGGCACUCGCGACAAAAAACUAAAUUCGAAAAGUUACGCAUCUGUGUUGAGAUUUAUGAAAUGUACACUUCAGCAACAUCAAGGCCCUACUAAGCAGAAAGCAUGGGUUAGUACCGGUCAACAGAAACAAAAUCCAGACGCGGCUUUUACUUGCGCGUCCACAAGCACAUGCGUGCGCGUGUCUCGGACAAACAGCCGCCGUUACGACUGCAGAGAUUUUGCCCCUCUCUAAGUUUCAUUCGCGAGGCGCCCGUCUAUCGCAAGCUCUACGACGCAGGGACGUGCGCGUGCCCUUUUUGUUAAGAACAAAAAUGAAACUAAAUCCGCUUUUGAGAUUUCCAUCGGAAGCCUUGCCGAUGUAAAAACAACAGCAAAGAAAACCUCCCGAGAGAGAGAGAGGAAAAAAAAAGCGUGCCCUUCUCGCCCACCUGCCUCCUGGUGCAAGGAGCUUACAGAAGAAAUUCAGCCAGAGAGAGAGAGAGAGUGGAGGGGAAGAAAAACAAGGAGAGAGAAUCAUCUGGAAGUUUCGGCGAAAAAUAAGGUUUUUGCCGUCUGAAUCUCGAAGAAUAACGGAGCGGCUGGGAAGAUCUCGGUCCUCGGUGAUACCACGCGGCAAAGAUCUUAGUGGCGGUGGGUGGGUUGGAACUCGAAGAGGCUGCCGGCAAGAUUUGGCAGCGUGGGAAGAUUUUACCCCCCCACCCCCCCCCUUUCCCAAAAGUCGGUGUCUGUCUUUCCGGGAAGUUAUCCGCCAGGAAUCUUCCCACCAAGACCGUUCUUCGUGCCUCCCAACUCAGUCUCCUGGAGAGGAUGAAAUGUUCUUGUUGUUUUCCUCCUCAAGUAAAAUUUGUUUAUAUAUGUAUGUAAAGUCCACGAAAUCCAGAAAACACUCCUUUUAAGAUGAAUGUCGUCCGUUCAAAUGUCCAAGUUGCGUGUCCGCGAGGCAAGGCCACUUCGCUGUCCGUUGCCAUGGCCCCCACCGCCCUACAAUGAUUGGUUAUAAUUAAUAGCACGGUAAUUAUGUUUAUAAUAUUCGAAAUAAUGCAAGGAACAAACGUACCAGACCGACUCUCUCGUCCUGCCAGCAUUGCAUUUGAACUUAGCCUGGUUUGUUCCUGGGCAGGACUAACGGAACAUCAUACCACAUUUCAUAUAUAUAAGUGUAUGUAUGCACGUACCAUUUAUGUAUAUGUGUAUGUAUGUGCGCAACGGUGCGGAUGCCCAUAUAUAUUGCCACACAGUGUGUGUGUAAAUAUAUGCGGAAAUUAAUGGUAAAUAUAUUUGUGUUUUGUAUGUAAACAUACGAAUUGGUGUGUACGUGCGCGCGUGUGCAAAAAAAAUCCAUCCUUUAGCAAAGAGACUGUUCAAAUGAUUACUGUUAGCGAGCCUCUAUAAAGCUGAUGGCGGGGGGUGGGGGGGGAGCCGGUGUGGCAAGCACCACUUUCGGCCUCCCCUACGUUCAAUGCCACUCUGUGACCCAGUCACCGAUUUUUUUAGGCCCCAGUUGACCUAAGGGUAAUCCCAAACAAAGCUGAGCUUCAGGAAGUACUAUUUUUGGUUAUGCGACGAACAACAUCGCAGUGGUUUGACGGCUCGUGGUGUCCAAUCGGUGCAACCCAAUCUGGAUUCGGGAAUCUUUGUAAGAUACGACCACAUCUCACGGGGGCCGGUGCUCGACAGCCGUGCGUGUGCGCUUCAAAAGCAGAACGGCGAUCGUCAUCCCACACCGCAGUGGAUCGAUGACCAAAGGCUCCAAAUCAUAAAAUUUUGAUAUUUGAUCUCUUUCAAUGCACGAAAUGAGCACAAAAAAAAUAAUUGGGAGGUGGACUUAAAUUGAUUACCAUCAUCUUAUGUCCCAAAGUAACGAAUGGAAUUAAUUGACGCGAGCGAGCGAUAGUGAUUCCGUUAUUAACGAGCCGUGAUUUUUUGUUUUGAACCUGCGAAAAGUGUGGUCAUUGACAAUAAACCGAAAUGCAAUUAGAUAUAUAAAAUAUAUUCUUCUCAUUCUCAGAAUUUCUGAUAUGAGAUGGCCAUGAUGUGCCUUGGCGUGUUUUACUGGAUAACACGAGCGCCACAUUUCACCGAUGGGUUUUGUUUAAAAUGGAAGUGCGGUGGUCAUCGUACUGCGGUGGUGCUGCACUGCCAAGCGCAAUGUAACCCGGCCAAAUGCAAUGCCCUAUAGACGAUAACCUCAUCGAAAACGUUGAGACGUCACGUGUCCAUAUCAGUUACAUUCACGGAGGGCCCAAAACCACAACGCGGUGAGAAUAUAGAUCCAAUUUCGGCAACAACGGCUCAUUUGCUAAAACUUCUCGACGGCACAGUGUAGCCAUGGCAGUGCGACUGAUAGUCCAUGAGUGCCCCAGACGAGACAUGUCGCCACGUCUCAUGGUUCAAAUGUCUCAAUGCGGCCCAAAGAUGCGAUUUGUUUUACUUUUUACCUCGUGGUGAGGUGGGGCUGUCGCGUAACUCGCUCGCAUUGGCUGCGUAAAUCGAUCAGCGCUGCGAAAAGUUUCGCCCGCUGCCUUCUUUUUUAGGUGCGGUCCAAUUCCCGUCGUGGCCCGCGGACUGCUGACGACGAUUCACGCACAAUUGCCGGCAGUGCGCGUGGGGGGGGGCUUGUACCCCCCCUACCCCCCCCCCCGUACCCACCCGACCAGUGAUCCGACUAAGUUGGUGCGAUGAAACUGAAAUGAAGACGAAAGCGCUGUGUGAGAGAGCUGUAGAGUACCGCUGUGCGAGUGUACAAUAACGUGGUAAUGUGACCAGCGUUGCGCAUUGUUCCCGACGUUCAACAGUUGCGUAUGAUCCGCGGCGGUUGUAAUCGCGGCGAUGGGUGAAGAUUGGCAGGCCUGGAAAUGAUGACCGUUUGCGGAUUAUCCACAAUCCCAGGACGAGUGAUGAGGACCAAGAUUAUUUGAUAGAAAAUCCAGUUUGUAGCGGGCUUUAAAAAAAAAAGAUCUUGGAUUCUGACUUGUUUAUAAAUCUUUUCUCUUAUCUCUGGCUGUUAUUACACAUUUUUGCCUCGCGUGUGCAUGCGUGCGUGCAUGUCGAGAGAGAGCGGGGGUGGGGGGGGGAAACGUCCAAGCCACCCAGUGUGAAAUGGUCACGAUAAGGUCUGGAUUAAAAAAUAUAUAUGAAAAGAAUGACUUGCAUUGUUUCCUGUUUCGCGUUUCUGGGGCUGGGAUUUGAAAGGCCUGCCACUGAACCCUAGGGUGGAUGAGUGCCCUUACUUUUUGGAAUUCCACCAAAAUAAUAAUUUCAGAAUUACACUCCCAGCCACCCCCCCCUCUCCAAUGAAAAAAUGGCGAUUGAAAUAUGGUCGGAAUUAUUCGCUUUUGGGCCGUUUUCUCUGUCUAUUUAAAAAAACCGUUAAAUAAACCGUACAUGUUUUGGCAGAACAGACAUCUAUUAUGCAUUUAUUAAAAAGUAUUCAGUUUCCA